CAAAAGCGUUAAUUGAGGGUUCUCGCGAGAUUAGAGUUCUCCACUUGUCCAACAUGGCGCCUUAGGGACAUUGUUAUUGUUCUGUUGUUCCUUCUAGAGUUGCUCGGCAUUUAACGACCACCGCGAAUUUAAAGGCCGGGCAUGUCGGUGCGGGAAUGAGAGGAAUAUCUAGAGAUCAUGUUAAGGUCCACCGGCUUUUUCCAAGGGAUUGACUGCCCGUUUUACACGGAAAACAGCGAUGGCAGGAGCGGCUUCAGUGGGUGUAACAGACCGUACUGUCACUUCAGGCACAAGCAGCAAAGACGGGCGUCCUAUGGAGCACCGGUCGAUGUUAAAAAACAAAGAAACCGUCACUUCGGACAAAAAGAACAAGGAUACGAUCCCUUUAAUCCAGAAGUAGGCACACCACCGCAGCAGGAAAAUGGGGAGCCCGCUGACUCAGGCGACAUCACUGGCGCCUUGGAGAUUGUCAACCGGGCCAUCGAGGAGGUCCGCAACCAGGUGGAAAGAGAGAAGAGGAAACUCUUUCAGAUUGGGGAUGAGCCGUACAGUCCCAGCAAGGGUGCAGGCUCGUCCAGAUCCAACGCUGCCAAAAGUAAAGCGGCAGGCUCACACUUGGGUUAUGAUCCUGGGAGUUAUCAGAUCUCCUCAGAGGGAUACAAGCCCAGCCCCGGUUGCAGCAAGUACACCUUGGAUUCAGAUAGUCGGGGGCUCAACAGUAACUCAAUGGAAUAUGUUCCCACUUCGUUAAAAAAGCCUUCAGCUCCAACACAGCUCCCUUCUUCUCCCCCCAGUCCAAAGUAUGCAAAUAGUACACCUUCUUCUAAGUGUAAAUACACUGUUGACAGCUCUAGACCGUCUACGGACAUGGAGUACGACCCGCUUUCGAACUACGCAGCCGGAAUCACAGUGAAAAGCAAGAGGGAUACAGUUACACAGCUUGUUAGCACCAGCUGUGGAAAGACAUUUAAACUCCCAGGGACUGACUUGCUGGACGAGGGGUAUUUUAUCGAUGGGAAAAAGCCGUGUCAGCCCAGCAUCGAUGCAAACAAGUAUACCAUCUCUGACUCCGAUGGGGAGAGUUCGGGAACAGAAUACAGACCCACCUCGCUUAGCAACCUCCAGCAAAGAAAAUGCAUCAGGUCUGGAAGCCCUUUUAGCAAAGAGAGGACUGAAGGCAUUCAGGUGCAAAGCAAGACAGAUGAUCGGACGCACUACUCUGACAUUCAGGAGUGUGACAAAAACAAAAACCACGUGGAGAAAAAGAAGGCGACUGUAGGAAGCAGGGUAGACAAAAGUGUAAAGCCAGAGAAAGUACAUAAACUUGAAAAGGACGUAAACAAAUCGGUCAGCAAGAGUUGUGGCAGCAGCAGUAGUAAAGACAAGGGCUCCAAGAAUCAAAGCAAGAGUCACGGGAAAAAAGACGACGUGAAGAGCACGUCAAAAGAUAAAAGAUCAGAUAAAGUUCAGAGAGAAGGCAGAGAUGAAAAGAAAAGUGACGGGAAGGUCAGGACUGUGGAAAAGCUUAAAAGAGAUGCAAGCAAAGAGCACAAAGAUGAAAGAGAAAGCAAAAAACUCAAGACCUCAGACAGGGAAAAAGAACACAACCGGCUAAAGGACAGCCAACAGAAAAACGGUCAACUGAGCAGCAUUAAAAGAGACAAAGACACAAAGAAAAUACUUAGUAAAAGCAGUUCCAGCAGCAGUAAAGGGACUUCAUCUGUCAGCAAUGACAAAAAGAAGCGAAGCAUCACUUCAUUGAAUGAGAAAAGACUGCAGGACAAAAAGCAGAAUGUGAGUCUGAGCCACGCGGAUCUGUUUGGAGAUGAAAGUCCGGAUGAGGCGGAACCGAUCGUGGUGGAUUCUGGAGAAGAGUCGGAGGAAAUUUUGGUACGGAAGACAGCUGACACGUUAAAAAGAGUACGGCUCAACAAGAGGAAAGUCUCAGAGUGGACUCGGCCCUCCUCUGACGAUGAGAGCGAUCGCAACGAAGAAUGCAAGAAGGACGACGCUGACACCAUCGACCUUUCCUACUUCCAAGAUGACCUGGACUUGGACUGCGAUCCCAUGGAGGAGUGUUUGAGGAUCUUUAACGAAUCUAAAGAUGUGAAGAGGGAAGACAAGGGAAGGCAGGCAAAGCAGCCUUCCAGGGAUUCAGAGGAGGAUAAAAGCACAGACUGCACUUUAGCAACUCUCCUUCCUGGCCAGAAGAAGAGGGUGUCCCAUUUAGCUGCCAAAGGAAAUGUUGAUCCACCUGCAAAGACGGUGAUCCGCUCGUAUAAAAGACCCACACCACAGGAGGCGUGCUUCCAGCGAAUGCAGAUAGCCCAACAACAAGCUGCUCAGCUCUCCACUUCUUUCAAAGCCACUUCACAAAGCUCCAGUGUUGGCUUUUCUGGAGAGAAGAAACGAAUCGCCCACCGUCCUAACCCGUCAUCGCCUAAGACGACUCCUGCAGAUGUUAAACCAACUGCCAGUCGAGUGUUAUCGCCCAGUCAGAAUCCGCAGGGAGUCAAGACCCAAACUACAGCUGGGAUUUUGUCCAAGACCUCCUCUACAGUCGUGCAUAAGAGGGUGGCGCACACACCCACCAUGAAGAGCUCUUCGUUGAAGCGUCCCGUGAUCCCCUCUGAAUUUGGGGCCAAAGUUCCCACCAACAUCCGCCAGCGCUACCUCAACACUUUCAUCGAUGAAUGCAUCAAGUUUUGCUCUUUGGAGGAGGACGCCUUUCAGAUGGCUCUGGAUGAGGAGAAGGUGGUGUACGAGCGCAGCAGCAGCAAGAACAUUUACCUGAAUGUGGCCGUCAACACGCUGAAAAAGCUUCGGGGAAAGAGCAGCUGCGGUCCACCACCUGCCUCCAGGGAGUCUGGUUUGGGAGCUAAAAGGAGAGCCCAGUCCCAUGAGGAGGUUCUGGGAGGUCGCCUGGCCGCCACAACCAGCUUCACUGUCAACAGGUCGGGUAAACAGCAGGAGGAGAAACUCACGGGAGCCACUCUGUACCGGAAGCUGAAGGCGUACCUCCUGACGGAGGAGCAGCUCCAGGAGCAUGGCUACCCUAGAGUAAACCCGGAGUCUCCAGGCAGAGCCCUCCUUUACAACCUGCCAGAGAAAAAGGCCAUCGCAGACCCAUUCACCAAGAUUUGCUGCCGCUGCGGUGCAGAGUAUAAGGUCAACGUGAACGGAAACUGUGUGAGGAGAGAGGAGUGCAGCUAUCACUGGGGACGUUUACGCAGACAUAAAGUCUCUGGAGGCUGGGAGACGAGCUACAGCUGCUGCACUGCGACUGUGGGAGCUGCAGGAUGCCAGAUCGCCAAGCAACACGUUCAGGACGCGCGUAAAGAGUCGCUGGACGGCUUUGUGUCAACGUUCAGCAAAUCGCUCUCACCAGAGAAAAAUGGAGGAGUGUUCGCUCUGGACUGUGAGAUGUGUUAUACCAGACAGGGUCUGGAGCUGACCAGGGUGACGGUCAUCGACUCGGAGCUGAAAGUCAUCUACGAUACGUUUGUUAAACCAGACAGCAAAGUGGUCGACUACAACACGCGAUUUUCAGGAGUGACAGAGGAAGACUUGGAGAACACCACCAUCACGCUGAGAGACGUUCAGGCCGUUCUGCUCUGCAUGUUCAGCUCAGAGUCCAUCCUCAUCGGACACAGUCUGGAGAGCGACCUCCUCGCUCUGAAGCUCAUCCACAGUUCAGUGGUCGACACCUCUGUAGUGUUUCCUCAUCGCCUCGGUUUGCCCUACAAACGCGCCCUGAAGAACCUGAUGGCCGAUCAUCUCAAACGCAUCAUUCAGGAUAACGUGGAUGGACACGACUCCAGUGAAGACGCAUCGGCCUGCAUGGAGCUGAUGAUCUGGAAGAUUAGAGAAGAUGCAAAAGUCAAAAGAUGACCCUUGCCGCUCUGCACUCAUCUGGAUGAUGUUCCCAGGAGCUCCAGGAGUUCAGAAAACAUGCACUCGUUGCUCUCAAGGAGAUUCAGUCAGUUUCUUGAAAGGGUUUAGCACAGAUUUCAUUGUUAAACUGCAUCAGAAGAGAGCACCUUUAAAGCAAUAGAAACCUAAAUUAAUAAUAUUUUCAUUCAAAAACGUACUGCAUUUAUUUUGGCUAAAACAUAUUUCUGUUUAUUUAAUCUUAUCAGUGAAAACAACUUUUCUGUGGAAGAAUAACCUCAAGCUUUAGUUUAGUGAAUGUCAUCGACUAAACAUUGAUUAAUAUUACUGAAAAAAAAGAUCAGGCCAAAUCCUGAGUAUUUAUUGCACUAUACAAGAGAUGCUGUUGUACAGGGUCCAAAUCUGAAUUCUUGUUUGUUGUGACUCCAUUUUGUUGUAAAAGAAGAAAUGGAGUUACUCUUAAUAGAGUCAAAUGUGGGUGCAUAAAUGCACGUCAGUCGCAUCUGGUAUCCUGUAGCUCACAACCUUUCAGGUCGUUGCUAUUGAUCGCGAUUAACAUACUCUUAAAAACCAAUCUUACAUAAGACUGUCACCACUAAAUGUUUGGCUUCAAUCACUGCCUGAGACAAAGCUGCAGGAACAUUCACACCUGCAGAAAUCGGCAAAUAUUUAAUUCAGUGUUUAGUUAGGGCAGAUUUGUUAUUGCACAGAGUAACAGCGAAUGUUCUGACAUAAAGUCAAAUGCAGAAAUUAUUCUGCGAAUGCUUUCUUUUGUAUGUCCUCACCUUUUUGUUUGUUGAUCUUUUUCUAUUAAAAUGUAUUUGUUUAAGGACAAA
Molecule: messenger RNA, 4727 nt
Organism: Oryzias melastigma (Indian medaka)
Lineage: Eukaryota; Metazoa; Chordata; Actinopteri; Beloniformes; Adrianichthyidae
Gene: rexo1
Product: REX1, RNA exonuclease 1 homolog
Exons: 16
Coding region: 178-3891 (1237 amino acids)
Cellular component (GO): nucleus
Molecular function (GO): exonuclease activity; nucleic acid binding
Source: RefSeq, a predicted model, not a curated record